Aspergillus versicolor CBS 583.65 is the source of this 1800-nucleotide messenger RNA. Its product is annotated as Zn(II)2Cys6 transcription factor domain-containing protein. Gene Ontology annotation, cellular component: nucleus. Gene Ontology annotation, molecular function: transcription cis-regulatory region binding; zinc ion binding; DNA-binding transcription factor activity, RNA polymerase II-specific. The record is from RefSeq and is a predicted model, not a curated record. The coding region runs from base 1 to 1800 and encodes 599 amino acids. Lineage: Eukaryota; Fungi; Ascomycota; Eurotiomycetes; Eurotiales; Aspergillaceae. The transcript has 2 exons. Gene Ontology annotation, biological process: positive regulation of transcription by RNA polymerase II.
AUGGACCCUACUCCUGGCAGCCACGCUUUUGCGUCGGACCUUGACGAAGCAACUCUCAACAUCACGCCUCGGGCGGUGACCCAGCUUUCCCCAAGCGAUGUUGAUCGCGAAAGUGACGUUUCGAUCAAGAAACGGAAGCGAGUUCGCACCGGCUGUUUUACAUGUCGGGAUCGUCAUCUUAAAUGCGACGAAGCUCAGGGCCAGUGCCAGAACUGCCGCAAGUCAGGCCGGCUAUGCCGACGAGGUGUUCGGCUUAAUUUCGUUGAUACCCAGGUGGUCGCGCCUCCGACCUAUCUUCAGCCACCUACGGGUAGCAGUGUAACCUUUCAGGAUAACUCGAGGACCAUCGCUUCAGAGUAUGUCGGUGGCUUCGAAAGGUACCCGCCGCCCGGCCAGGAUCCUCCCUUGGAAGAUGUCGUUCAAUCCUCCACUCCAGUACAAUCCUCUGUGCAAAGCCCGUUUUUCAAACGCACCAAAUAUCUACUCGAUCGGCAUUUCUCGUUCCAGGAUCCAAAGGAGAUGUCUCUCAUGCAGGCGUUUGUCAACCAGAUUGGCCCUUGGAUGGAUGUUGUGGAUGAAAUGAAACAUUUUGCCCGAGUUCUGUCAUUUUAUGCCCUUGAAGAGCCUCUGCUACGCGCUGCGCUUGCGGCUUGUGCGGGGUGUUUCGUAUCUCUGCACCUUCAUAACGAGGCGAAUGAGAGGCUGAAUUACUACAACGCAGCAGCUCAGAUGCUCCCGGAUGCUUUAACAACCAUUCAUCGCGAUGCAUCGUUGUGUGCAACAGCGGCCCUUAUCAUCGAGGUGGCUGAAAUGCUGGUUUUAGGGCCAAUUGAAAGCGGAAUGCGUAUUCGCGUGGGAAAUACAUCCCGAUCUUUAAUCACGGAGUGCGGAUGGAAUACUCAAACGCCGGGCCUUGGUGGGGCGUGUUCCUGGCUCAGUAUUGUCAUGGAGCUGCUCGAUUGCAUAAGUUUCCGGCACACGAUAGUUUGGGACCCCGAUACCUGGGGCAUCGACAUGAACUUUACCGUUCAGCCAUCCAUCACCGGCAACGAGGAACUAUGGACGCAGCGUAUAAUCUACAUCUGCGCCAAAGUCUCGGAUUUGCGCUCUUCACUUCUCACGCAAGGGCUCGGUAAAUCCACACGCAACGCCGAGGCUCAACGGCUCCAACAGUGGAAUCUCUACAGUGGGUGGUGUGAUAAAUGGCUUACUUCAAUCCCGCGAUCAAUGCUGCCUCUCGGUCAAGUGCAACCCUGGCAGAGAAAUCCACAGUCGGUUUUCCCCCAAGUGUGGCUUGUUGAACGUCCUGCGAUUGUAGCUCAGAUGCUCUAUCAUGUCACCAGGAUCCUGCUUGCGGAAACAGAUCCUCUCCGGGAGGAUCGUCUUACUGAACAGCAGCAAGAGCAACAACAUCAUGCGUACAACGUAUGCGGCAUUGCGUCUAAUGAUGAAAACUACGGGAUGCCAAUCUUCUCUGCCCAAAUUCUCGCAAUCGCCGCUGGUUACUUGGUCGAUAGAAAGGCGCAGGCAGAAGUUUUCGCAAUUCUCGAUGAGAUGCGGCGCACUACCGGGCUGAACACUGAUCAUCUGAAGCACAAACUUGAGGAGACUUGGGACUGGCAUUCACAUAACGGGGAACCACUACUCAGUACUCUUGAUGCUACCACCAUCCCUUUUGAGUUUCCCACACAUGAGCCACAUCACGAUUAUUCCCACAUCGGUAUCGCGGACCCCUUUUCCCACACCUUAACCGACACCCACCCAUUCUUGGAUCACCAUCUUACUUACGACCAAUCAUGA